CAUUUGAUUGGCAUUGUCGCGUCCCCGUUGGCUUGAGCGCUGAAGUCAGCGCGCUCGUCCAAGGCUUGCUACAUCCGUCGACGUGACAGGCAGCCAUUGGUCGGCUCGGGUCCCAAAGGUCACGCCGUGCUCUUCCCAAAGCCUUUAACUAGCCGGCGGCGCGCACGCUGGUUCGGAGGGGCGGACACGCGUCUCCCGCCUGCAUUUGUGUCAUGAGGUAAUUUGAUGCGUCUGUGUGGAGGUUGUUUACGAUGCAAAAUGUUUCCAGUGUCACAAUGAUCACUCUCUCUGGUUUGAAUUUCCCCUUUGUACACCGGCUAAUCCUUUUUGUCCUUGUGCUGCUAUGGUACCUCAUCAUCCUGCUGAGUAAUGUCACCAUUAUUGUUGUCAUCCUUACUGACAAGAAGCUCCACAAGCCCAUGUAUGUUUUUCUGUGUAACUUAUGCAUCAAUGCCGUGUACGGGUCGGUGGGCUUCUACCCCAAGUUCCUGGUGGACCUCCUGUCGUCUCAUGUGAUUUCUUACGCCGGCUGCUUGCUGCAGGGUUUUGUCAUACACUCGUCCAAUACGUACGAAUUUUCCAUCUUGGCGCUGAUGGCUUACGACAGGUACGUGGCCCUGUGUCAGCCUCUGGUUUAUCAAUCUUACAUGACGAGGCAGAGAGUGUCCCUCUUUGUGUUUUUCUCCUGGUUCGUGCCUCUCUUUUGUAUGUUUACCAACACGGCGUCCAUCUUGGGCAAAAAGCUGUGCGGCUCUCACAUCAACAGGCUCUACUGCGUCAACCAGAUGGUGGUCAGCCUCAUUUGCUCGCCACCCAGAUCCCACACCAUCAUCACCUGGCUGAACGUUGCCUUUUAUUUUUUUCAUUUCCUGUUUGUUUGUUGGUCUUACGCGUAUCUGAUUAAAAUGUGCAUUUCGUCCACACAGAUGUGGAAGAGGUUCAAGCAGACGUGCAUGCCGCAUGCCAUCUGCCUCAUCACUUACACCGGCACCGUGCUGUUGGAUUUGUUGUAUAUGAGAUUCGGUUCGGCCGACGUGUCGCAACACUUGAACAACUUUAUGGCCAUCGAGUUUCUACUCAUUCCUCCGAUUUUCAAUCCGCUCAUCUACGGGUUGCAGCUGACGCACAUCCGCAACAGGAUAGUGGGCCUUUUUCACAGCAAAAAGAAGAUCCACAGCUUUUAGAUUGAGAUGAGACUGUUGUGAAGGAUGCGUUUGUCAAGGAAAGACAAAACUUGGAGCAAUGUUGAAUCUAAUUUUUGCUAUGCUUAUUGCAAUUCACUUUCACAUAAUGAUAUGCACAGACUCAUCUACAUGCAUUAGAAUAUGGCAUCAUUUUUAUUUACCUUUUUUUUUUUGGUAUUCAUGACAAGAAUAAAG
This is a messenger RNA of Syngnathus acus (greater pipefish), 1379 nucleotides long. Its product is annotated as olfactory receptor 49-like. Bases 252 to 1184 code for a protein of 310 amino acids. Gene Ontology annotation, biological process: G protein-coupled receptor signaling pathway. The transcript has a single exon. Gene Ontology annotation, molecular function: G protein-coupled receptor activity; olfactory receptor activity. Lineage: Eukaryota; Metazoa; Chordata; Actinopteri; Syngnathiformes; Syngnathidae. Gene Ontology annotation, cellular component: membrane. The record is from RefSeq and is a predicted model, not a curated record.